ACGGCCACCGGCGCCGCCAUCUGAUUCCCUCCGCUGUCACCAUUCGGCACCUCUCCUUUGCCACCCAUGAAGAAGCAGCUGCCGAGCGCCGCCGCCAGAAACGCCGUCUCCGCGUCGAACCCCACGCUGUCAUCCCUUAACCGCUCCCAGCAACCCAUCCAACCGAAACCCAUCCAAAAUCCUAACGCCUCCAAAAUACCCGAGCCCAUAUCGGCGCUUUCUGGGAAUCGGCUCAAUCUCCAUAGCAGAAUCCUCACCCUCAUCCGCCAGAAUGAUCUCGAAGAGGCGGCUCUCUUCACCCGCCAUUCCACCUACUCCAAUCGUCUCCCCACGAUUUACACCGUCAAUGCUGUCCUCAACGCGCAGCUCCGCGAAUCGAAAUACUUCGAUCUCCUUUCUCUCCAUCGGUUCAUCACCCAAGCUGGCGUCGUUCCCAAUGUCGUCACCUAGAACCUCAUUUUUCAAACUUAUCUCGACUGUGGAAAACCUGAUACUGCCUUGGAGCAUUACAAGCAGUUUAUAAAUGAUUCGCCGGUCAGUCCCUCCCCUACAACUUACAGGAUUUUGGUGAAGGGAUUGGUGGAUAAUGGGAAGUUGGAGAGGGCUAUUGAGUUGUUGCAGAAUAUGGGUGAGAACUGAGAAGGGUUUGGAUGCUGACCCAGUUGUGUAUUGUUAUUUAAUGUUGGGUUCUGCGAGAAGUGGGGACGUAGAUGGGAUUUUUAGCCUUUAUGAGGAGUUGAAGUUGAAGAAAGGUGGGUUUCUGGAUGACGGGGUGAUCUAUGGGAGUUUGAUGGAGGUGUAUUUCAUGAGAGGGAUGGAGAAAGAGGCUAUGGAAUGUUAUGUGGAGGCUUGUGGGGAGAAUGCAAAGGUGAAGAUGAGUGCUGUUGCUUACAAUUCAGUGCUAGAUGAGUUGAGCAAGAAUGGGAAGUUUGAUGACGCCUUGAAGCUAUAUGAUCGGAUGAAAAAUGAGCAUAACCCACCUAGGCGGUUGGCUGUGAAUUUAGGGAGCUUUAAUGUGAUUGCUGGUGGAUACUGUGCAGAAGGGAGGUUUAAUGAUGCCAUUGAGGUUUUCAGGAAGAUGGGUGAUUAUGGGUGUAGUGCAGAUACCUUGUCAUUCAAUAAUUUGAUUGAUCAGUUGUGCAAAAAUGGAAUGUUGGUUGAAGUUGAAGAGCUUUAUGAAGAAAUGGUUGAUAAGGGGGUGAAUCCUGAUGAAUAUACUUAUUCUCUAUUGGUGGAUUCUUGCUUUCAGGUGGAUAGAAUUGAUGAUGGGGCUGCGUAUUUUCGAAAGAUGGUGGAGUCAGGAUUGAGGCCAAACUUGUCCGUUUACGGUAGACUGUUUGAUGAAUUGAUUAAGGUGGGCAAGGUUGAUGAGGGAAAAUCAUUCUAUGAUAUGAUAGUUAAGAACUUGAAAAUAGAUGAUGCGAGCUAUAAGUUUAUGCUGAAGGCAAUGAGUAACAUGGGGAAAUUACAUGAUGUGUUAAAAAUGGCUGACGGGGUAUUGGAUGAAGGAGCUGAGUUUAGUGAGGAAUUGCCAGAGUUUGUUAGAGAGUUAUUGGGAAAGGAAGGAAGAGAAGAGGACUUGACAGACCUUAUGGAGGAGAAAGAGAGGCAGAAGGCUGAAGCAAGAGAGGCAGAAGGCUGAAGCUAGGGCCGGAGAGGCUGAGGCAGCAGAAGCAGCCAAGAGAAGCGCAAGAGCUGCUGUCUCUUGCUUGCUUCCCUCUAAGCUGUUCGGAAAUAAGGAGGUUGAAUCCAAGUCCCCAGUGGCCUCGGUAAAUGCUGUUGAUGCCACCUCUGCCAAUGAAGCAGAAUCUAGUAAGGAGAAUUUUGAGGAGGCUACUCUUGCAGAUGCAAGCUCAAUGGAGGAAGCCAUCAAGAGGGAGCAUUCUGAUGAAACAGAGUCUGAAAGCGAUCACUAGGUAACAACCUGGAGAUCUAAUGAAGCGUUGGCCAUUUUCCUUUUCCUUGGAAAUACUAGAAUUCAGGUAUUAAAAUUUUAAUUAGCACAUAUCUGUCAACUUGAAACAGGACAUGCUUUUGAGGUUGAUUGGUUUUACAUUUAGUCAGCCUUGAAAAUUAAUGUCCCACUGAGACUUUUGCUUUAAGUUAACACAAGCACAGAGAAGAAGCAAUCUAUAAAUUGAUGGCUUAAAA
Messenger RNA from Rubroshorea leprosula, 2151 nucleotides. NCBI's taxonomy places the organism in Eukaryota, Viridiplantae, Streptophyta, Magnoliopsida, Malvales, Dipterocarpaceae. The record is from the annotation of a GenBank genome assembly.